Molecule: messenger RNA, 486 nt
Organism: Recurvomyces mirabilis
Lineage: Eukaryota; Fungi; Ascomycota; Dothideomycetes; Mycosphaerellales; Teratosphaeriaceae
Exons: 1
Coding region: 1-486 (161 amino acids)
Source: RefSeq, a predicted model, not a curated record
AUGGCCACCAUCACAUCAUCAGUACAGCCGGUGACGACCACCUCAGCAUUGGGCCUUAUGUGCCUACCACCUGAAUUGCGCAACAUGAUCUACGAACUCGUACUCAUCCCCAUCGGACCCAAGGCUAAGGUCAAUCUCGAGGAUGCCGACCCUCCCACCAAAGGUCUCCUCCUCGUAUCCAAGCAAAUGCAUGCUGAGACGCACGCCACGUACAACCGCAUCUACUGCGGGUAUUGUAGGAACACUAACUUCGUGAUAGAGCUGUGCAGCGUCACCGGUGCCUUUGUCAAAGCCGGACUCGAAUUGGAGACAGUCGACAAUCUACGCGAUCGGGAUCUCACAAACAUCCGCCUUUGCGAGGUACUAUUCCCGGGCGAGGUGCAACUAAGAGCGAUUCACAGCCACGGCAAAUGGUUCAGAACAGACAGACGUGUUGCACACAAUUCUCUUCAGCCUCGACCCCUCCCCCUGUUGAGCUGUACUUGA